This is a messenger RNA of Thalassophryne amazonica, 3317 nucleotides long. It is a transcript of the gene spidr, whose product is annotated as scaffold protein involved in DNA repair. The coding region runs from base 199 to 2955 and encodes 918 amino acids. The record is from RefSeq and is a predicted model, not a curated record. The transcript has 20 exons. Gene Ontology annotation, cellular component: nucleoplasm; nuclear chromosome. Gene Ontology annotation, biological process: regulation of establishment of protein localization to chromosome; double-strand break repair via homologous recombination. Lineage: Eukaryota; Metazoa; Chordata; Actinopteri; Batrachoidiformes; Batrachoididae.
AGAAGAAGAAGAAGAAGAAGAACGCAGCAACAGAGCGAGUGCUAGAAGUUUGGUUAAGCUACUUAGCUUUUCAUUUACCGACUUGUCAGCAACUGCACAAUAAUGGGUUAAUAAAACGUUGCUGAGUACAAUAUUAAGCGUUGUGUGAACACACAGAUAUAAACAACAGCAAAUGCAACAUUUUUUUUUAACUUUGUCAUGUCCACUAGAAAGCGCAAAAGAUACUCUGACAUAAAGUGUGCUUUCUUUCCGGAUGAUGUACAAAAAGUGGGACGAGACACUUCAUUUUCUUGCACAUCGUCCGCCAAGAAUUGGGAGAAGUGUGGAGACAGUUUUGUGGACACUCCAGUCACAAAGAAUCUCAGGUCAUCAGGAAGAAAAUUGUCUGAAAUAAGAAAAUUGGCAUUGUCCCAUGCCUUAGCACAGACUAGUGCUGCUCACUGUAAUGAGGACCCUGUGCACAUCGCGUGGAGCUCCAGUGACAGCGAGUCGAAUGAUGAUUGUAAGCAUCUUCAGUCGCAAGCUGUUGCUCAGCAGCAGCAAAGACCUCAGAGACUAAGAAAGCCCACAGCUCCUGUUCAGUCUUUCAGCAGAGCACUCCACAUACUCAGCAGUGCUGCAGAUGACCUUCCUGUUAUCGACACAGACAGCGAUCUGAAUGAUUCCGAAUAUGAUAUUGAAGAGAACAGUGUCAAACAAAUCUCUGACUGCGAUUCAGAGCCUGAUGGAGAAGAAAAUCUGACUCGUAAAGCUGCACUUGUGGCAGAGUUAGAGAUUACAGGUUACGACUCUGAUGGAGAAAAUACUGCUGACACCUCGAGCAGAUGGGACUCUGAGAGUGUUCGCCUCCAAAUUGGUGAGGGCAGCAAAAGGUCAGUCAGUGACUGGGUCAGAUCUGCUCAGGCGAUGCUGCAGACGCCACAGAAACAGUUUGACAGGCAGCCCAGGACGCCUGAAGACUCAGCCAAAAAGAAGAGGAAAUUCCAAAGUGGAGGCCUGGCAGAGCGCUUAAACAGACUUCAGUGCAGACAGAAAUCGGCUAUUAGCUUCUGGAGGCACCAGUCCACGUCGGGCGCUGUAACAACAGUGGACAGGCCUGGCGUGCUGGUGCUGGAGGUGCUGGAGGUUCAGGAGGAGUGCAGCAUGCAAGUGGUGCACUGUGAGCACCAUCAGCCUCCUAGAGAGGGCCACCAACACAGCCACCCUGGCUUCAAGGCAGGAGAUCAUGUGCUGGUGUUAUUCAACAGAGAGACUGCAGCCCAGCUGGUCCCUGCACCAGGAGAUAUAAUCCACAUCUACCCACCAUGGCAAAGUCUUUCCAUUGAGGGCUUCAGCUGUUCCAUAAUUCUGAACACACAUUUCAGCCAGAAAGUCUCCUCCGCUUCCAAGCUAGGCAACAUGCCCAUCCCACGAGGUCUGCUCUUAUCAGAAAGAUGUGUUCCAUACACUUUGGGUCAAAUAUUUGGGCUGGCUGAGAUAUGUCGGACCCCAGAAGAGACAAGUAGCACCCAGCAGGUUGCUGCCCCUCAUGCUCUGUGCAGUUUUGGAAGCCCAGGUGUUAUGAGACAACACUGUAACUCCCUCUUGGAAGCCAUUGAGGGACUGGGUCAGGCUGGAUCUGUAGGGCAGGACGUGGAGGUGGUGGUACAGAGAGUUUACUCUGUUCCUGUUCCUGACUGGACUGCUGCAUCUAUACUGAAGCCCAGAGUUCCACCCAAGUCUUCCACAGCUCUUCCCCCAGAGAAAGGCAAAACCAGGCUGUGUGUACUUGUGCAGGACAGCUAUGGGAUGUUCAGUGUGGUCCAGCUGCACGUCUUGCCUUGCAAAGACCAGCUGCACCAGUACGGCCAGAUGUGGCAGGGGAAGACCUGCAUACUGAGAGGCAUUAAAGUGGUGCAGCGGGUCACUCGAGAAAGGUGUUUCAGGCUUUUCAGCUUGAUAGACAGUCUGUGGCGCUCGCUGAUGUCGGUUAAAGAACAUGGAAGCACAGCUAGCUUGCGCUGUCCGAGCAGACCUUCAGGACCAGCUCCGAGCUUCUGUUACAUCCUGACAGGCCAGGAAAGUUCAGUGGAGCCCACUGAGAGGCCGACUGUGUCCCCCCUUUAUGUCCCCCCGUCACAUAGAACAUUACGAGAUAUACUACAGAGUGAGCUCACAACCUGUCGUUGCAGUUUUGUUGCCACCAUUAUAUACAAGAAAAUGGAGCACAAUGAUGUAGGCCAAACUGAGGUUUGGAUUGUGCUGACAGACCCCAGUCUUCAGGAGGAGCAACUCGAGAGACAAUGUCGGCGAACAGUGGCCCUGUGUGUGAAGACAUCCUGCGUUCUCACUUCCCCUGUCCUCAAAGCAUUAAACUCCUCCCCUGCCUGCAGCUUGUCAUUCACAGAUGCGCUCAAAGAACAUGGUGUUCUCCUGUGUGUGGAGCAGUCUGUUAUUCAGAUGUGGUCUGUGGAGACCAAAAGCAGUCUUUCAGAGUCGCUGUCCACAUCCCAGGCGCAGACCCUGCCCCAACCUGUGCGACUGGAUCCCCUAGAUCUAGAAAUCUCACCAAACACUCUCUGCUCUCUCACAGGAGUAGUAGUUGGUGUGGAUGAGAGCACGGCUUAUUGCUGGCCUGUCUGCAGCCACUGUGGAAGUGAUCAUUUAAAGCUCUUAUCAGAAAGGCCUCAGACCUUCCACUGCGUUUGUUGCAAAUCUGCAGUACAAAAACCAACCACCAGAAUUCAACUGGAAGUGUUCUUGAGUUCUUCGUUAAAUAAUUGCACUAUUAAGGUUAAGCUGCAGCAGAAGACCAUCAUGUCCAUACUAAAUACUACAGCACUGGAAGGUACAGAGUUCCCAGGUUAUGAUGUUGAAAAUGUCCUGGGGAAGGAGGUGGGCCCCAUCGCAGCUUACGUGAGAGUCAUCACCAGAAAGCCCUCUCUGUGGGUCGGCUUGGAAGAAAUCAGCCUGUGAGGCGGUCGGAGCGCGGAGCUCAAAUAUGUCAAUUCUCAGGCUUUCAGCUGGCUCCAGGGAUCUGCACACUAGGACUCAAUGUGAUCCAGCUCCACCCCCUCUGAAGGGCCCCUGACAGCUUGAAGCUGAGCUGAAGCCAGCAGGCUGGAAGAAGGCAAAGUUUUGUUUGUGAUAAUGAUAUGUGAUCCCAUGGUCCAGGAGCUGACAGCCCAAGGGAAGACCAGUGGCAUGCUGUCUGUCAAACCAAAUCACGUGGUUGUAGGAAAAAACCCUUUAGGCUGUAAAUGCAACUUUAAGUGGUCUGAAAACCUGUUUCACGUUGUCACACUAUGCAUACUGUGUCAAUAAAAGUUCUCAUGGUG